Symbiodinium sp. CCMP2456 is the source of this 684-nucleotide messenger RNA. The record is from the annotation of a GenBank genome assembly. NCBI's taxonomy places the organism in Eukaryota, Dinophyceae, Suessiales, Symbiodiniaceae.
AUGUCGCAGCCGAAGAUCUCGUUGACGUACUUCAACAUUGAGGCGGCAGCUGAGAAAGUUCGCCUUGCGCUGGUAAUGACCGGCACGGAGUUUGAGGACAAGCGCGUGAACUUCGAGGAAUGGGGGGCCAUGAAAGCCAGCACGCCCUAUGGUCAACUGCCAGUCAUGACAGUCACAUAUCCGGACGGUGCAGUCAAGAGCUUCGCCCAGAGUGUGGCCAUGAUGCGCUGGGUGGCCCGCAAGUUUGACACAACAGACACUCUGUACCCGGCUGAUGCCGAUAAGAUGCUGGAGAUCGAGGAGGUCAUUGGUUUGUCUGAUGACAUGACUAAAGCCUGGCAGCCAGCCCUGUACAUGGGAAUGGGCCGUCACGCGAACUACGGACAUCCGCAGGAAUGGCCGGAGGCGAAGGACUGCGUCAAGAAGCUCCGCGAGACUUUUAUCGCAGAGCACUUGCCAAAGUUUAUGGGCUUCUUCUCUCAGAAGCUUGAAGCCACUGGUGCAUUCUUCUGCGGAGACAAGCCAACAAUUGCAGACUUGCAGAUUUUGGCUCAGCUCCGAUACUUUACCAAAGGUGUCGCUGAUCAUGUCCCGGCAGACUGCUUGACUCCAUACCCAGCCGUGACCAGCUGGAUGGACCGGAUGCAUGCUGUUCCGCAGAUCAAGGCUUGGUACCAGCUUUGA